AUGAAGCAACAUUCGUCAUCUCCGCCAUCUUCCAUCAUGAAGCAAUUUCCUCCAUCUCAGCCGCCUUCCACCAUGGAUCAAUACUCCCCAUCUUCCCUACUCCCAAAUCCAAAUCCGCACCGCAUCGCGCGCCCGAUAUUUUCAAGGGUCAACUUCUGCGAACACGUCUUUGAUGCGAUUGAGAUGCUGUACCUCGAGCGCAAGGACAGACGUCGAUUCGAACACGCACACAUCAGGUUCCUGCAGUGGGCUAAAUUGAUUCGUAUCUGGCGUAGCCAAGGUCAAAAUCUCGACUCAUUGCUAGAUCCAUCCAGGAGACCGCUUCGGUCCCAGAUAGAAAACCAUCUGGGCAAUGUCCAGUCUUCCCUGGUGUAUGCUCUUAACUCAGCCAAAGACGUUUCCGUUCUUCCCGAUGGUCAUUUCGAUCCCUCUUUUCCCAACAUCGAAUCGUCACUUACACAACUAGAAGAAUUUACCUACCACUUACUAAUUUACACCCCAGCGGGGCUCGGGUGUCGAGUGGCCGCGUACCGGAGGAGACGCGGGAACCCCAGGUUCGUCCGUGACGUGGUUGAGUUCAUUCGGGCCGAUUUUCCUUAUCUAAAGCCGGCAAUCGUUUCGAAGGAGCCUUGGUGGUGUAAUCUGGGUCUCAAUUGGCUCGUCUGCCCUCAAACAGUCCAGGACACGGCGUCAGACGAUGAGCCUGCUGGCCUGUUCAAAGCUUUGGCGGAUGCUAUCAUCUUCACACACUACAAAACACUCUACGAGCAGGACUAUGGUGAGCAAGAGCGCAGGGAUGCGCAGGACCCUGAGAUUGCGUCUAUGAGGCUACCCGUCGAGCAGAGCAGUGUGCCAGUAGACUGCACCCCAGAAAACCAGUCCGACUGUCCCAUUUGCGGGGAGACAUGUUGCAGCCCUUCUUCAGGCAAUCUGAACCCGACUGAGUACGUCGCCCAGCACUUACCACUACUUUCACAAUCAUCACCCCGCUAA
Messenger RNA from Cordyceps fumosorosea ARSEF 2679, 993 nucleotides. RefSeq lists its product as hypothetical. Bases 1 to 993 code for a protein of 330 amino acids. The transcript is spliced from 2 exons. NCBI's taxonomy places the organism in Eukaryota, Fungi, Ascomycota, Sordariomycetes, Hypocreales, Cordycipitaceae. The record is from RefSeq and is a predicted model, not a curated record.